This is a messenger RNA of Oryza brachyantha (malo sina), 1487 nucleotides long. Its product is annotated as caffeoylshikimate esterase-like. Bases 264 to 1325 code for a protein of 353 amino acids. Gene Ontology annotation, molecular function: lipase activity. Gene Ontology annotation, cellular component: membrane. The transcript is spliced from 8 exons. The record is from RefSeq and is a predicted model, not a curated record. Lineage: Eukaryota; Viridiplantae; Streptophyta; Magnoliopsida; Poales; Poaceae.
UCCAAACCAACCUGUUUACCCGGCCACGCCCGCGCCGCUGCUGCCUUCUUCCUCCCUUUCACUACAUUCAUCCACCCAUCCACCCAUCUUUCUUUCUUCUCGACGGCCGUGCCACCGCCACCGGUACCGUACCAGAGCCAAGCUCCCCUCCGGCUAUCCCAGCUGCAUCUAUACAAACCUUCUCCUGCCUCCUCCUCCUCUUUCUUCUUCUUCCACCUCUGGACAGCGCGAGCUAGCUAUUCUCUCCGUGGGCCGACAUACCGAUGGAAGUGGAAUACCACGAGGAGUACGUGCGGAGCUCGGGAGGGGUGCAGCUCUUCACCUGCGGCUGGCUUCCCGCCAAAACCUCGCCCAAGGCCCUCGUCUUCCUCUGCCACGGCUAUGCGAUGGAGUGCAGCGGCUACAUGAGAGAGUGCGGAUUGCGGCUGGCGGUGGCGGGGUAUGGGGUGUUCGGCAUGGACUACGAGGGGCACGGCAAGUCCAUGGGUGCCCGCUGCUACAUCCACAGCUUCAGCCGCCUCGUCGACGAUUGCCACCGCUUCUUCAAGUCCAUCUGCGACCUGGAGGAGUACAGGAGCAAGAGCCGGUUCCUGUACGGCGAGUCCAUGGGCGGCGCGGUGGCGCUGUUGCUGCACAUGAAGGACCCAACCUUCUGGGACGGCGCCAUCCUCGUCGCGCCAAUGUGCAAGAUAUCGGAGAAGGUGAAGCCGCACCCGCUGGUGAUCACGCUCCUGACGCAGGUGGAAGAUGUCAUCCCAAGGUGGAAGAUCGUGCCCACCAAGGACGUCAUCGACGCCGCCUUCAAGGACCCCGUCAAGCGCGAGAAGAUCAGGAAAAACAAGCUCAUCUACCAGGACAAACCGAGGCUCAAAACGGCGCUAGAGAUGCUCAGGACCAGCAUGUACGUAGAGGACAGCUUGUCUCAGGUGAAGCUGCCGUUCUUCGUGCUGCACGGCGACGCCGACACGGUGACGGACCCGGAGGUGAGCCGCGCGCUGUACAAGCGCGCCGCCAGCUCCGACAAGGCCAUCAAGCUCUACCGGGGGAUGUGGCACGGCCUCACCGCCGGCGAGCCCGACGACAACGUCGACUCCAUCUUCGCCGACGUCGUCGCCUGGCUCAACGAGCGCAGCCGCACCUGGACGGUGGAGGACCGCCUGAUGAAGAUGAUGUCAUCGCCGGACAGGUUCAUCCGGGGCGCCGCCGCCAGAGACGGCAGCGCAAGGCCGGCGAACAGGCAUGGCGGCGGCGCUGGCCCUCAGCGGCGGCGCGGCGGCUGCCUCUGCGGGCUCGCCGGCCGUACCCAUCACCACUCGGAAAUGUAGCCUGCAAUGUAAAGAUAGAAGCUUCCAGCCUAGAAUGAUCAAUAAGUGGCAGUGUGCAUGACUGCAUGUAUUAUAGUAAGUGUCAAGAGUCAAGGCUUAUGCCUACUUGCCAUGUAAUAAAAUGUAUGACAAACCAUUCCUUUCCCUCCAAUGCAGUUCACA